CUGGCUUGAAUCGAAUGAUAACUAACGGAUAUUUAGCGUUAAAGUCACGUGCACCGAGGCAACCACCAUCUUUUUGGUGGGUCACGACCUUUCCGCGAGGCGACAUUGAUCAAAACAACACAACCUCAUCUCCUCGACCCAAACCCUAACCCGAACCCUUCUACGCGUAGCAACGCGCGACUCAUCGCGUUUGGCAUUGAGAUCACGAUCAGUGGCGCCAGUUCAGUUCAAGCGGAACCUAUCUUGGGUCUAUACUCAUGUCGGGACGGGGGAGAGCUCGUCCUGCUUCGCGCUCAGCGCCGGAGUCCAGCGCGGGCCCUGGCCGUCGAUCGACGCGGCACCACCAGCAGCAAGAACUGCAGGAACAGGCUCCCGAAGAAGAACGACCAGCCCAACUGGAAGUUCCCAUGUCUACGCCGGAUUAUCAUGACGACAUUGACCCUGCCAUCACGGGUCCUCAGGAUGGCAGCAUGCCUCCUCCGCCUCUCCCCAGCGCUAAGGGCCUGCGUGGUCAGGACGGUCCGAUCGUCGCUCGCCGGGGCACGCGCCGCGACCCACAGGCAUCUAGCAUAGCUAGUGUCAACAGCAUGGCUGUGACGGAUGCCUUCUCCCAAGCAGAGCCUCAGGGCUCCGCGUCCCAGAGGACAAUCACAGCGCACUUGUUUGGCACAGCUGGCCCUGCGGCAUCCGCCGCCUCCUCCGAGGGUGAUUCAGCUCCGAGCCGGAACCUCGACAGGGUACGGCGCAUGGAGCAGAUGCUGCCGCGCCUGUUCGCUGCUUCCGAGAAUCUCUUUUCCCAUCUGUGCAGCGACCAGGGAGACGCCGAGAUCUGGGAGAUAGACCGCAUCGGGUUCCGGGGUGCCUUUGCCGCAUACCUUGCUCACUAUCCUCCGGUGAGCGGCAACGGUGUCGGGAACGGUAACCCUGUCAUCGACCUAGCUCGCGUCGCCAACGACAUGCAGAUUGACCAGGCCUCGCUCUCAUGGAAGCCAAUUUUCAGGACCAUCUUAGCAGCCAACCUCGCCUCGCUGCUCGACGAUAUCACGCCAAUCGAUAGGCAAGAUCUGCUGCCUGUUCUGCAGAAAUGGGAUUCGCACUUUCUCGACGGUAUCGUCGGGGAUGAUCUGAGCAACUGGGACGUGGAGAUGAAGAAAAAAAUCAUCGAGCAGGUCCUUAUGAUCCGGAUACAGCUGUCCAUCUUCACCCUCCAGAGUCUGCAGAGGAGCAGUCACACGCCGUUCCAUCCUUAUGAGCAGAUAGCCAGAAUCUGGUGUACCGGCGACGUAUCUGCCGAAGCGGUCGAGUCUUUCUUGGGCGACGACCAGGAUGCGCUCCAGCUUCGGCCGGUUAUGCGGGCCGAUCCGGCUGAUGCUGAGCUAGAGAAGAUAGCGAGAGAUGCGGCUACUCUCCGGUUCACCUCGCUCUGUCGUAUGCUGCCGAACGAGGUGGUUGUGGGGUUCGACCACGACAUAAGCGACAUCCACGAGACGACGUACACGAUCGGCGAGUUCGAAGACGGCUUGCGGGGUUUCGCUAGGCUCUGCUUCGCCGAAAACAAAGCCGCCAUGCAGCAAGGCCCCUCUAACGGACGGCACGCUUCGCUGCCGUUCGCGCCUUCUGACGCCAGUUCGCGAGCCGACUCGCAGAUCCGGUCUCAACUCGAAUCGGACGCGCUGGCUCACCAAUUCAGCCAGGUAGAGUCCAGCGCCCACCCUCAGUCGUUCGAUCCGGAAGGUAUGGCGAUGUUGAAGCGACUAGGGCAUCCCGGACCUGCAGGGUAUGGUGAUGGUCAGCUUCUUCCUCCUCACCCCCAACGCCCCGCGCCGUACCCACCCGACAUCGGCGGCGCUCCUUCUGUGGAAUAUACCGGCCUAUCCCUUCAGGGAGGCUUCCCACCGAACGGCACCACUUACGGUGAGGCAGCUGCCCAAACUCCUGGCAGCAGGAAGAGGCGCGCGCCCGCUGGACCCGCCGCGACGGGCGAUGGAGCUGCUGGAUCGGCCGCCCCGGCAGCUAAGAAGCCGCGAGCAAGGCGAAGGAAGAGCGAUAUUCCGGUCGCAGGCGCCGCCGCGGCGCUCGCUUCCACAGCUACUCCGCCAAGCGCACCAACGGCGCCCGCACCAGCGGCGCCCGCACCUAUGCAGCCGUCGCAGUAUCCGCCUUUGCCGGGAUCUGACGACGAGCCUGACUUGGAAGCCCUGGCGCAGCGGACCAGGGAGAUAUCGGCCGCGGCCCGCAAGGUGAAGCAGCCGCAAGUUCGCUCGGCCUGGGUGCGCAAGGACGUGAGCUUGCUCAUCAAGGCCGUGCACGCCUUCCAAUGCAAGUGGAGCACCAUCGAGAAGGAGAUCAAGGCGGGCACGCUCAAAUUCGAGCGUAAUGUCAACCAGCAAGCGCUCCGCGACAAGGCGCGAUUGUUGAAGCAAGAUUUCUUGAAAGCUGAUGCCGUACUUCCCCGGGGUUUUGACCUUGUUGUUCUGGGCAAGAAGGAGAAAGAGGCCGUCAUAGCUUGCGGCAAGAACCCAUUUCGCAAGGAAGCAGACAUCGACGAGAAUGGACGCCCUAUCAAUACGGAAUACAACCCGGCUGCGGAGGGCGCUCCGGAAGUUGAACCACAGCCUGAAGCCCAGCAGGAAGGCCUGUAAGGAGCUCAACCCGAGCCUCGGCCGGCAGAACAGGAGGCUACGAUCAGCUAGGGAGUUUCACUGGCCGCCACACAUUCACAUGGCCAUCGCGCAGAUGAGCUGAGUGAUUUGGGAUGUUUAAUGUUUUCGCUUCUGCUUUUUUUUUCCCACCACUAAAAUUCGAUG
Messenger RNA from Thermothielavioides terrestris NRRL 8126, 2807 nucleotides. RefSeq lists its product as uncharacterized. The record is from RefSeq and is a predicted model, not a curated record. Lineage: Eukaryota; Fungi; Ascomycota; Sordariomycetes; Sordariales; Chaetomiaceae. Bases 258 to 2642 code for a protein of 794 amino acids. The transcript has 4 exons.